AUGACCCGGCAAGUGGAGGGAUUUCUUGUACGCUCAACUCCCCUCCUCUCCUCAUUUUUCAUCACGUCCACCACGUCCAUCAGUGAGAGGCUACAGGCAUUGACAUUGACGCUGACAUCCAUCGAUAUCGGAUUCAAUACCGACACUGACAUCGACAUCGGAUUCUACACCACCACCAUGGCAAUUAAAGAAACCCCCAAAUCAAAACGUGCUCCUUGCUUCUUUGUGUCUCAUGGAGCGGGACCUCUGGCGAUUUUGCGCGUGCCCCAUCAACAGCCCCUGAUUGACCUCUGCAAGGAGACGGCUUGGGUGCUGGACGGCUGCAAAGGGGUGAUUGUGGUGACGGCACACUGGGAGGCGGAAAAGACAUACAUCUCAUCGGCGGCCAAGCCACCUAUCUACUGCGACUACUUCCCCGUUCCGGGCGAGCCACUGCCCAAGGAAGCGUGGGAGAUCGUCUACGACGCCCCCGGCGACCCAGAGCUGGCACGUCGCAUCAAGGAGAGUGCGGAGAAGCAGGGCCUGGAGGCCGAGUUGGACGAGGAACGCGGCUGGGACCACGGCGUCUGGACACCACUGAUGCUGACCCGACCGCAGGCCGACCUCCCCGUGAUUCAAGUCUCGAUCCCACGCGGCGAUCCUGAGACGGUGAUUUCCAAAUCCUUCGCCCUGGGCAAGGCGCUCGAGCCCUUCCGCGACGAAGGCUGGGCCAUCCUCGGCAGCGGCCACACCUACCACAACUUCCCGGCCAUCAUCGAGCCCAUCAUGAACGUCAAGGGAGCCAAGCUGCCGCCGAACAAUCGAGCCUUCGAGUCUAAGCUGGAGGAGGUGGCCACGCAGCAGGACCUCAACAAGCGACUCGACGGCCUGAGCAAGUGGCGGUCGUUUCCUGACUCUGAGGCCGUGCAGCCCAUUGGAAAUGACGAACACUUCACCCCGUUUCUGGUCACUGCCGCGGCUGGUGGUUACGAUCCGGGCAGGAAGUUGGGAGAGUGGGAGAUGUUCAAUACCAUCAGCUCCUCGUACAUCUGGGUUUGA
This is a messenger RNA of Capronia epimyces CBS 606.96, 1038 nucleotides long. RefSeq lists its product as uncharacterized. The transcript has a single exon. The record is from RefSeq and is a predicted model, not a curated record. Bases 1 to 1038 code for a protein of 345 amino acids. Lineage: Eukaryota; Fungi; Ascomycota; Eurotiomycetes; Chaetothyriales; Herpotrichiellaceae. Gene Ontology annotation, molecular function: zinc ion binding; oxidoreductase activity, acting on single donors with incorporation of molecular oxygen; ferrous iron binding.